AUGGGAGACAGAGGCUUGACACAGCAAGAAGAAACAAGAGGCAGAGAGGAGGUGGAUGACUGGAUGAGGGUAAAACUGACUUGAGGUGUGUGGUGCUGGAAAGCUGAUACCAACACCUUUGAAUCUGCAAGCUCCAAUCCAGCAGCUGAGGAAAACCUCAGGGAAGGAAAAAAUGCUUUCUUUCAGGAAGUGUGUGUUAAGACAUUAAAGAGUGUCUUCCAAGAGGAUUGCAGUGCCAUGCUCCCGGCUGACAAAGGAGGAAAAUUGCAUAGGCUGUCCAAGUGGGUACAACAUGAUUAUGUGAUGUUGGAUGAUGUAAAAUAUGCUGCUCUACUUUUGAAAGAAGUGAAUUACUCACAUCACAUUACCUCAUUCUCAUUUCUACUUAGAAAUGAGAAACUAGAUGAGUUCCACAUAGCCCUGCUCUUCUACCUACCUUUUCACCUGGGAAAAAUUGCCCUGGAACUACCCAGAAAAGGAAUGCAGAUCCUUGAUUUUAUGAGUACAUUAGGGAUUAACAUGAUGUUUUCUAACAGGGUGGGCAUCACUGGAGCUCAUUGUAGUGAGUUAAAAUCUUGGAUGAGCACACCCCAUGGACCAAUGGAGGAGAAGAGGAAGAGGAAGAACAAGAACAAGGACGAGUGGUUCCUCUAUCCUGACAGAUGACUUCAGUUUGCCACCCUGAGAAGCCCUCAGAGGAAGGCUGAGCAGUGGCAGCACUGUGCUCCAAGGAGCAAUGGAGAAGGUGACUGUAAUCAUCAGUGGCUCUGUGUGACAGCAUGGUUUCACUUUGCUCAGUAAAUCACUUUGAAAUUGCAGCUUAACUCAUUUGUCAGAGCUGGGGGACUUUGACACACAAGAGACUGGAGAUCUAAGCUGUAGUUCCUGGUCCUUCAUCUUAAUACCUUCAUUGGGCCAUUUCUGAGAUUAUUUUCCUGGCUGAUUUUGACAACUGCUUUGACAUCUGCAGAUGAAUAUGAUUAUUGAUUUCAAUGUCAACCCUGUUUUUCUAAUGAGUUUGAAAAACAGCCAGGAGACAUGACUUAGUGGAGCCAAAAAAUUGGUGAUAUUUUGCUUCUGAAGGAAGCUAUUCCAAAAUCUCUAAUAAAUUGUGUUCAUUUUUUUUCCCUUAUAUUUCUUUUUUUUUCUUUCUUGGAUAGAAUUAACCUUAAUUAUGACUAUUUUACCUGUAAAACUAUC
Poecile atricapillus (Black-capped chickadee) is the source of this 1200-nucleotide messenger RNA. RefSeq names its product protein phosphatase 1 regulatory subunit 36 (gene PPP1R36). NCBI's taxonomy places the organism in Eukaryota, Metazoa, Chordata, Aves, Passeriformes, Paridae. Gene Ontology annotation, biological process: negative regulation of phosphatase activity. Gene Ontology annotation, molecular function: phosphatase binding. The record is from RefSeq and is a predicted model, not a curated record.